AAAAUUUGGGAUGUCAGCUGGGUACUGAAUUGGUCUACUGAUCUCUUCCACCCCUCUUCCCCACCCCCACCACUGUUGUUCAAUAUAUGGUUCUUGUAUUGUAUUGUAUUGAUUGAAGUAAUAAUUAUGUAAAGAAAAAGUGCAGCUUUUGAUUACUCAUAUUUUUGGGUUUUGGGUUUUGUUUGCUUUUUCUUUUUGAUGAAUUCAGAGGCAAAGAAAGUGAUAAAAAAGGAGAAAAAUGGAGCACCCAAGAAAGACAAAAAGCUGUAUAGUGAAUUUACAUGUAUACAAAUCUAUGCCUCUUGGGAUCCUCUGGUUAUGACUUUUGUGAAUAUGGGUUCCACCUUUUCUUGAAAAUGAAGAGACUUAUAUGUUUUUGAGUGCACUAUAAGAACAGAUUUUGCUACUUCUGAUCUAAAUUCAAUAGAUUUUAAUACAGUCAUCACUCAUCAAGCAUGAAGAGAUUUGGUAGUAGUGAUUCAUUGGGUGCUCUGAUGCCCAUCUGUCCUAAUACUACAGAUGAACAUGAGCAAGGGAACAAUCAUGUUUACGCAAAGGAGUUUCGGAGCAUGUUUGAAGGGUUAGAUGAGGAAGGUUGUGUUGAAGAAUUAGGCCAAAAGAAGAGGAGAUUAAACGUCGAUCAAGUUAAGGCAUUAGAGAAGAAUUUUGAACUCGAAAAUAAGCUCGAACCUGAUAGAAAGGUGAAGUUGGCACAAGAACUUGGGCUUCAACCACGGCAGGUGGCGGUUUGGUUCCAAAACCGCCGUGCACGGUGGAAAACUAAGCAAUUGGAGAGAGAUUAUGGCCUUCUCAAAGCCAGUUAUGAUUCCCUUAAACUUAACUAUGAAACUCUCCAAAGUGAUAAUGAAGCUCUAUUUAGAAAGAUUCUGGACCUGAAAUCAAAGCUAGACGAAGGUACUGAAAGCAAGGGUUCUGUCAAGAAAGAGGCAGUAAAGUCAGAAUCUGGUGAAAAACGCAACGCUAAAUCAGAUUCUGAUGCAAACUUUGAGAAUUUCAAAGAAAACAGAUCAUCUGAUAGCACUGAUUAUUCAAGUGCAAUCUUGAAUGAAGAAACUAACAAUAGCCCAACUGCAGCUAUUUCAUCUUUCACCAAGGAUGUGAUUCUUCAUCAGAGCCCACAUGAAGAUUUCUUGGAUAUUGUUAAGAAUAUGAAUUGCAGUUUCCAGUUUUCAGACACUCUUGAAGAUGUCCAAAAAUCAUAUAUGCCACAGUUUGUGAAAAUUGAAGAGCACAACUUUUUCUCCAGUGAGGAAUCAUGCAGUACUUUCUUUUCUGAUGAUCAAGCUCCAAACCUCCAUUGGUACUGUUCUGAUGAGUGGAAUUGAGGUGGUGGAGGGUGAAAGUUUGAAGCCAAAUCACUCCAAGAAAAUUUUGUACAGUCAAGAAGAUGACGAAGAGGGGGUAGGGUGGUUAGGUGGUGAAGUGAAGUAUCAGUAAGCAUUGCAGAGUUAAGCUUCAAUUAGUAUCCAUAAUAGGAUAAUUCCUGUAAUAGUGGAACUCGUUUGAAGUAGUAAUGAAGAUGGAAAAUAUAUAUGUACAUUCAUUAGGGUUUAAAAUUCUUAAUGCAUGAUCAAGACAUUUGAGUGAUUCUUAUUUUAAA
This is a messenger RNA of Olea europaea var. sylvestris, 1621 nucleotides long. Its product is annotated as homeobox-leucine zipper protein ATHB-6-like. Bases 456 to 1346 code for a protein of 296 amino acids. Gene Ontology annotation, molecular function: sequence-specific DNA binding; DNA-binding transcription factor activity, RNA polymerase II-specific. Gene Ontology annotation, biological process: positive regulation of DNA-templated transcription. The record is from RefSeq and is a predicted model, not a curated record. Gene Ontology annotation, cellular component: nucleus. The transcript has 3 exons. NCBI's taxonomy places the organism in Eukaryota, Viridiplantae, Streptophyta, Magnoliopsida, Lamiales, Oleaceae.